AUUUCCCAAAUUAGAGAGAGAAUCGGUCGCAGCGCUAACGUAAAACAUAAAAGUUGCGCAAGAAUUUAUGGAGGGGGUAAUAGGCUGGCCGAUGUGUAGACGCUGCUUACUUUUGCAGAACUCACCUCGUGCGGGCCUCCCUACACCCAUCCCCUAAUCUUUAUUAGUUUCCAAAUUUUGACUCGAUUAGUGAUUAUGAUGACGAUGCUUAAUAUUUGUCGGCAAGUUUCAAUUUUUUGCAAAUUUAAGCCAAUUAAAGCGAUAAGGUUAAUUUUCAUUAAGCUUAUUGUGGAUUCUUCUAGAGUUUUCUCAGUUCUUGGAUCUGUUCCCAGAAUAUUUGCAGUUUUCGUCCUCUGAAUUGGUAAUUUAUUGGAGAAUCCGCCUCACUAUUUUGAUUGGAAUUGAUUUUGCUGUGAUUUCUCAUAAAAAAAAAUUGCAGGAUUCAGAGAUUAGUAAACCUUACGAGGUUUAUGGUUUUGUAGGAUCCAUUUCGAUUGUUGUGUCCACUGCGAUCUUGUUGAUUUGGGGGUAUGCAUGCACCAGAUAUGUUCUUAAGAGUCUAUACCCAAACAAGUACUGGGCCUUGGCGAUGCCGUUUGUAUUUGAUAGUGACUCUGUCGUUAGUUUUGGGGUUUUAUUUAGGUCUUUCAACUUCAUGUCUACUUCAAUAUGUUUCUUGAAAUUGUAAUAGCUAAGCUAGCAAUGAUUUAAAUCUUCGGAGGUUGGUUGUGGUGGUGAUGACAUUGACAUUCUUUGGCUAUUUUUUUAGUUUUUGCUGGUGAUGACAGAUGAGUACAGCAGAGAAGAUGGAUAUUUUGUUCAUCUGAUGAUAGACAAAGCCAAUUGUUCAAAUCUCUGAUAUUACAAGAGUUAAACGUUUUUGUUAUGUUCGAUUCAAGUCAUGCCAAGUGAUUGGCCUUUGUUCAAAUUUCAUUGAGUGUUGGAUCGUAUCAUUAGAUGGUUAUGUGAUAAAGGUUAUAUUCGAAGCCUCAAGGAGAAUCUCAGGGCUCUAGAGAGGGAAAUGGAAGAUCUCAGAGCAAUAAAAGAUGAGGUGCAGAACAAAGUAGCGAGAGAGGAGACACGCCAUAAACAAAAGCGUAAAGCUGUCCAGGUAUGGCUUACCCGUGUUGAGAGCAUCGACACACAAUUUAAUAAUGUGCUUAGUGAUAGUCCCGUUGAGCUUCAAAAGUUGUUUUUCUGUGGUUUAUGUUCAAAAAAUGUAUGUUCGAGCUACAAUUAUGGGAAAACCCUAUUCUUGUUGCUGGAAGAGGUUAGGAAACUCAACUCGGAGGGUAAUUUUGAAGAGGUUGUUGAGCCUACUCCGAGAGCUGUAGUAGAGGAGAUGCCUACUCAGCCUACGAUUGGUCAAGAUAGAAUGCUGGAGAAGGCAUGGAAACGCCUUAUGGAAGACCAAGUGGGAAUCAUGGGUCUGCACGGUAUGGGUGGUGUUGGCAAAACUACCCUUUUCAAGAAAAUAUACAAUAAGUUUGCUGAAAUAGCUGGUAGGUUUGACGUAGUGAUUUGGCUCGUGGUGUCUCAAGGCGCAACGAUUUCAAAGCUUCAAGAAGGCAUUGCAACAAACCUACACCUUUGUAACGAGGAGUGGAAGAAAAAAGAUGAAAGUGAUAAGGCCGCUGAUAUAUACGACUAUUUAAAGAGCAAGAGAUUUGUUUUGAUGCUGGAUGAUAUAUGGGAGGAUGUGGAUUUAGAUGCCAUUGGUGUUCCCUUUCCGACAGAAGAAAAUAAAUGCAAAGUAGCAUUCACCACUCGUUCUCAGGAAGUAUGUGGGCGGAUGGGGGAUCAUGACGCAAUGAAAAUCAAAUGUUUGGAACGAGAUGAAGCAUGGGAAUUGUUUAAAAGCAAAGUCGGAGACAAUAUAUUAAGUAGAGAUCCAGGCAUUGUCAAGCUAGCAAGAAGGGUUGCUGAUAAGUGUCGUGGUCUGCCACUAGCGCUUAAAGUCAUUGGUAAGGCAAUGUCAUCUAAAACUACAGUACGAGAAUGGGAGCAUGCAAUCAAUGUUCUAACUAGAUCUGCUGCAGAGUUUUAUGACAUGGAAAAUGAAAUUCUUCCAGUUCUGAAGUUCAGCUAUGAUAGCUUGGGGGAUGAACAAAUCCAGUCUUGUUUCUUGUAUUGUGCUCUGUUUCCAGAAGAUGAAUUGAUAGAGGUUGAGAAGUUGAUACACUACUGGAUAUGCGAGGGAUUCCUAGGGGAAUACCAAGUUAUAAAAGAAGUGUAUAAUAAGGGUUAUGCUAUGCUUCGUACCCUUAUCCGUGCAAAUUUGCUCGCAGAGAGUGGCACAGAAUCUGUUGUGAUGCAUGACGUGGUUCGGGAAAUGGCUCUGUGGAUUGCAUCCGAUUUUGGGAAACAAAAAGAGAAUUUUGUUGUGCAAGCAAACGUCGGAUUAGUUGAAAUACCAAAAGUCAAGGAUUGGGGAGCUGUGAGAAGGAUGUCAUUAAUGAAGAAUAAGAUUAAAGAGAUACCAUGCAGCAGUAGUUCCAAGUGUUGUGAACUUACCACUCUGUUCCUCCAGGGUAAUCGAUUGAAGAAUCUCUCAGGUGAAUUCCUUCAGUCUAUGAAAAAGCUAGUUGUUUUGGAUUUUUCUUAUAAUCCCAACUUGAGUGAACUUCCAGAGCAGAUAUCAAAGCUGGCCUCCUUGCAGUAUCUUGACUUGUCACUUACAAGUAUAGAGCAACUGCCGGUUGGUCUCCAAGAGUUGAAAAAGCUAAAUCAUCUGGAUUUGACUGAUACAUGGGAACUUUGCAGUGUCAGUGGGAUAUCAAAGUUGUUGAAUCUAAGAGUUUUGAAACUACGAGGUUCUAAAGUUCAUGGAGAUGUAAGCUUAGUGAAGGAGCUGCAGCUCUUGGAGCAUCUACAAGUUCUAACCAUGAGGAUAUCUACGAACUCGGGUUUGGAGCUAAUAUCAGAUGAUCAAAGGUUGGCCAACUGCAUAACUGAUUUGUGUAUUUACGGGUUUCUAGAAAAGCCAUUCGAUUUAUCAUCCUUGCCGAGUAUGGAGAAUCUUAAUGAGCUCAUUGUGGUCAGUAGUCAUGUCGUGGAGAUUUAUACAGAUAUAAAAUGCAGAGAAAGCGAGACAGACUCGUCUCACUUACGCAAUCCAAAAAUUCCAUGCUUUACCAACAUCUCGCAACUGUUUAUAAGUAAGUGCCAUAGCAUUAAGGAUCUGACUUGGCUAUUGUUUGCUCCAAAUCUUGCCUACCUACAGAUUUCAGAUUCAAGAAGGGUGGAAGAAAUUAUAAAUAAAGAGAAAGCAAUGGAUCUUACAGGUCUGAAAACCACAUUACUCAGGAUUGGGAUUCCUCACUUUCUGAAAUCAGAAUCCACGCUCUUCUUCUUCUUAGUACUUUCUCUUUUCUUGUGGUGUUUGUGUUGUGCAUUUGGAUUGUAUAAUUGAUUUUGCUUUGCAUUUGGAGAUUAUAUUUGUGGAGUGUGUUGUGGACCUGUGGUUGUUCACUUGUAUUACGGUUUUCAUUUUCCAAUUGUUUUCAGACUAUUUUUUUUACACAAUCAACGUACAGUUUAUGCUAUUAGGUAAAAUCCAAAGCUUCAAUCUGUUGGUUUCUCUUUCA
This is a messenger RNA of Camelina sativa (false flax), 3587 nucleotides long. The record is from RefSeq and is a predicted model, not a curated record. Lineage: Eukaryota; Viridiplantae; Streptophyta; Magnoliopsida; Brassicales; Brassicaceae.